GGUUACUGUGUGUGUGUGUGUGUAGGCGGUUGCAUGGGUUUCUCCAGGUUCUCCAGUUUCCUGGUUUGAACAAGUGUGUGAAUGAGUUUGCGUGUACGCAUGGUGGCCUGGGAUGGACUGGGUGUUUUCCCACCUCAUUCACGAUGUUCCCAGGAUAGAAACCACCCAAAUCCGCCACCACCCUGACCAGGACAAAUGCUGCAUUUGCCUUACGUAGGAAGUGGGAAGUUUGAGCCUGGAAUUACGUACUUAUUCAAGCUACAAAGUGGGGAGGGAGACAUGGAUGCCUCUGUGUUUGUUCUUUUGUUAGCAGCAAGCUAGCCAGCUAACCGUGUUGAGUGACGUAUGCAGUCUAGACAGGUUAAUUUGAUGUCACUUGCUGAAUUCUGAGGAAGUUCAGGAGACCUUCCUCAGUUCCUGAGUAGGAAUCCCAAACUGAGGGUUGUGCUUUUUUGCGGUUUUCUUACUCGGAGGUUGGGAAUUGAGUUAUGUAUGAGAUUAGAUUUGUGCCAAAAGCACUGAACGGAACUUUCCAAGAAACGAACACAAAUAUACAUUUUUUAAAAAUAUACAAAAUUCCCCACCCAUGUUUACACAUCUCUGGCCCUAAAAUCUACAUAAUCCUGUAGAGAAGGCUUUAUAAAAUGACUGACAGGAGGUGCAGCUAAACACAAACAAGCAUUCUGGACCGUUUUCCAGAUGGGAUUUCUCAACCGCACAACACACUUGUGCUUAAACCUUUAUAUUUUAUAAUGGUUUACUUUCCUUCCAUGAUAAAAUCACACGACGCUGUAAGCAGUGAAGGGGUUAACGCAAAAGCGCGCGCGCGCGCCACGUCAUAAAGUACCCGGAAGUACGUCCCUGUAGUGUACGCGGAAGUAGCGAAAUGGCGGAGGAGGUCGGAAUCCUUAAAUAAAAGUUCAUGUAGCGUAACCGGAGUCCUCAAGGAUGAUGUCAGGGAAAUACCAAUGUUCCGCUGGAUGAAUGAGCGAUGCUAGGUCGAAGAUGGGACAUGCACUGUGUAUCUGCUCUCGCAGUUCCAUCACCAUCGACAACAAGAGAUACUACUUCAUCCAGAAACUCGACGAGGGCGGUUUUAGCUACGUCGAUCUGGUAGAAGGAGCUCAGGACGGCCGUUUUUACGCUCUGAAGCGAAUCCUUUGUCAUGACCGGGAGGGACGAAAGGAGGCACAGAUGGAGGUGGAGAUGCACCGACUGUUCAACCACCCCAAUAUCCUGAGUCUGACGGGCCAUGCCUUCACGGAGCGUGGAGGAAAGUGCGAGGCAUGGCUCCUCCUGCCCUACAUCAGUAAAGGAAGUCUGUGGUCCGUCCUGGAAAAGCUGAGAGGAAAAGGUAGCUCCAUGCCCGAGAGACGGAUCCUGCACGUUUUCCGUGGCAUUUGUGAAGGUCUAAAAGCCAUCCAUGACGAGGGAUAUGCACACAGGGACUUGAAGCCCACGAAUGUGCUGCUGGAGGAGAAUGACAAGCCGGUGCUUAUGGACCUCGGGUCUAUGAACAAAGCCCGGAUCGAAGUGAAGGGCUCCAGAGAGGCCAUGACCGUGCAGGACUGGGCAGCUCAGAGAUGCACCAUCUCCUACAGAGCACCUGAGCUUUUUAACGUGGAGAGCCACUGUAUCAUUGACGAAAAGACAGAUAUUUGGUCAUUAGGGUGUGUGCUGUACUGUAUGAUGAUGCUGGAAGGACCGUACGAUCUGGUGUUUCAGAAAGGAGACAGUGUCGCUCUGGCCGUCCAAAACCCGGUCGCCAUUCCACAACCAUGCAGUUACUCUGAAGGACUACAGACGCUCCUGAGCUCCAUCAUGGUGACGAACCCUCAGGAGCGGCCCAACAUCGACUGGGUGCUCGAACGGGUCAGAAACCUGCAGAGCUCAGAUGGCGGCGCGAUCGAAACUGACAGAGUAUGACGAAGGGAGCAUGCUUUUUACGUUCAAUCUAGACUGUUUUAUUUUCUUACUUUUACCUCAUUAAACGCAUUGAAAAUGCAUUCUUCAAACAUACAUUCCCUCACACACACACACAACUGCAUCAGCCUUAGCACUAAAGCUAAACUUUUCUGCGCCUGCUGGUGUGUCGUGCUGGCAGCAAGGGCGGAGUUUAAGUUAAAUUUGAUCAGCCAAUCACCACUAGCCUUUUUCAUUGUUUCUUUGACUCAAUGUACUGCUUAGCAUAAAAUAACGGUUCAGCACAUUGAGCGACGCUAGCCAUCUUAUUUCAAUUCAACUACAUGACAUUAACCUUACUUCUGCCACUACUGUUAGAGAAACUGUGUAAUUACCCAGAGUCUGAACUAAUUUGCUAGAAGCUCGUUUAAACUAGGCUAAUGAUAUAUUUUGUGGUUAAGAUCAAUAGCUAGAUAACAUUAAAUUAAUUAACUAUGGUGUACUGUAUGAUGAGUAUUAUAGCAUUAUUUUUAACAUUCUCUUGAUAACAAUUAAGCAUAACUAGAGGUUGAGAAUUAUGUAGCUAGACAGUUUCGUUAACAAGCUGGCUAAUGUUAGGCUUAAUAUAUUAUAAUCUAUUGCUAGCAAGCUUAUUAAAAGUAAGCUAGUUUUGAUAUUUGAUGACUACGAGCAGUAUUUUAUGCUAAACUGUACAUCGAGCAACAUUUAUGAUAAUUAAGAUAAAAUAAGUGUCUUAUUCUGAAAAUUAUAACUUCAAUUUUUUUUUUUUUUUUUUUUUUUUUUAAAUAUCUGUAGGGGAAAAAAAGGUAAAGUUGAAGUACAUACGUAAACACUAGUAGUUAGAGUGUACGUGUGGAAGACGAACCUGGCUUAUGAGUGAAAAUUUGCAUUUAAUAAGGCCAGUGGUUAAAAAAAAAAAAAAGGCAACAAUUGUUGCAUCUCAGACUGGAAGGAAAUGACGCGUUGCGUAGGUUUGAACUCGCUGAUGUUAACUGUCAUCCCUGGAAGUCCCGCCCCCUUCCCGUCCCCCAUCUCUUAGCCAGUGCGUAAGUCUCAACUUGACAUUCCUCGCUUUCUGACACGGUACAUGGAAAAUGUCUGUUGGACUUCACGAACACUAAACACGUCUUUAGUUAACUUCAGUUAGCUUUAUUUAUUAGAUUUUAUUAGCACCAAAAAAUUGAGACCUUUUUAACUCCCAUCCCAUUUCCGCAUUAUUCUGCUUCGGAGUUGACUGGUUCGAUCCCGUGAUACCUUCAGUACAUCGUCCCAGCCCUAGCGAGCGUCGAUUGAUGGUACAGCCGUAGUACAGUAUUAAUUUGUAAACUGUAACGGAAUCACUUGAAUGCAAAAGGACACAGGAAGUACUAACUUGGAAGUAGUAGCCAAUAAGAAAUAAGAAGGCGGGGCUGCGGUUGCUUACUUACAGAAACAAAAGUAAGCUACGGUUACAUAUUGGCUGCGUUUUUCUUUUCUUUUUUUACGCAGAUCCUUUUAAAAGGGUGUUUUCUGAUGUUAAAAUCACAUCUGUUCUCGUUAGUAAUAAAUUAUUCCUCAGUCAGAGAAUUACCUCUGGAGACCAGGAUGACAAUUUCAUGGUACACAACUUGCUGUGUAUAACCGUAUAUCUGCAUAUGCACACUUAUAUUUGGGACCUGUGUUUUAAUUUGUCAUUUUAUUGUUUUGGGUUUUUGUUUUUUUACAGUAGUUCUCAAAGCUUGAUGUUAAUUUGAGGAAGUAAAUUUUACGAGGUUGUAUUGUAUUUUUAUUUUAUUUGUAUGUAUUUUAACAGAGACUCAUGUCUGUAAAUGUCUCUUGUUUUUAUUUCACACUGAUUAAAAAUAAGUAAUUAAAUUCAA
Messenger RNA from Ictalurus punctatus (channel catfish), 3782 nucleotides. It is a transcript of the gene stk16, whose product is annotated as serine/threonine kinase 16. NCBI's taxonomy places the organism in Eukaryota, Metazoa, Chordata, Actinopteri, Siluriformes, Ictaluridae. The record is from RefSeq and is a predicted model, not a curated record. Gene Ontology annotation, molecular function: protein serine/threonine kinase activity; ATP binding. Gene Ontology annotation, cellular component: cytoplasm; Golgi apparatus. Gene Ontology annotation, biological process: protein phosphorylation. The coding region runs from base 985 to 1926 and encodes 313 amino acids. The transcript is spliced from 9 exons.